Malurus melanocephalus (red-backed fairy wren) is the source of this 4010-nucleotide messenger RNA. It is a transcript of the gene BLOC1S5, whose product is annotated as biogenesis of lysosomal organelles complex 1 subunit 5. Gene Ontology annotation, cellular component: transport vesicle; BLOC-1 complex. Bases 1483 to 2088 code for a protein of 201 amino acids. Lineage: Eukaryota; Metazoa; Chordata; Aves; Passeriformes; Maluridae. The transcript is spliced from 5 exons. The record is from RefSeq and is a predicted model, not a curated record.
GCAAAGCAUCAAUUUUUUUAAAUACUAAACAGCUGCUGUUUGCAAGUAUUGGGAUUUCUCAACUUGGCUACAUGCUACUGCUGCAGUAUCCCCUAGCCUCUUGUGCCAGUUUUUUUUUCCUCUGGUGUAGAACAAAAGUGUUACUUGCUGUUGAAAUACUUUUAAAAAAAAGUUCACCUUGCGGUGAAAUGUUUAGAAGUGGAUUAGUAAUAUUUAACUCUGUAGUAUCUGAAGAUCAUUAUCGUGUAAGAACUUGAGCAUAUUUCAGUUUUUGCUCCCAUGCAUGGAGAAACUUAAGGAGAUAGARGGUUAAAAAUAAAAAGGGAUGAAUUGAGACACAGCCUUUAGAGAGAUGAUGGGGAAAAACAAAUUGUAUUGAUUUUUCUUGCCUCUCCCCCUUUCUAUCGAAUGUCUUUUGAUCAAGGACAAAUAAAUCUGUAAGAAAACUUGGGAAAAAUUGCACAGCUGUAUCUGAGUCAGUCUGAGACUGUAUGAGGUACAUUUUUUACAACUAUGCUUCAUAAUUUUAAAAGAUGAGGUGUGUAUUGUGGUGGGAGCUCUCAAAUUAACAUUGAUGGUCUAUGUAAAGGGUUUGCAUGGGUGAAUGUUCAGCGGCUUUUAAAACUACCUACUCUUUCUGUAAUAUAUUGUUACACUUUCACUGAACAUUAGCAAAAGAGAUUUUCUUCCCUUGCAACUCCUUUCUCCAUUCUUAAAACUUMAGUUGCUAAAGGGCACUGUGAUGUUGUUUUACUUUCAUUGCUUUGUAUUUUGAUGAUGAUGACCACAGUGAUGUGUGGAAUUUAUUUUCACAGCAUUUCAUGAACAGUGACACUUUCAUUUGUUAAUGUAUCUCAUCACUGCAAUAUUAUUAUUUUGCAUAAUUGUUCUAAUUUAUUCAAGGGGCCUGACAUCUUAYGGUCUUUUAAGUAUGUGCCCCUGGGACUUGAGUGUGUUGCCAUAUGGUGAGAUAGUGCUGUAUGACAACCUUUCAGCAACAGAAGAAUUCAGCAGUGAAAUAAAUAUGAUAAUUAUAAGUGUUCAGUGAGAUCCUACACUUAGCACUUUGUCUUUUUCCCCUUGGUGCCAAGGUGASUGCUUGUAGACCAACCAGGUUGAAACAGGUGAUCAAGUAAAGAAUCGGGUAUGUUAGAAAUGUGCUGAUGAUUUUUAGUUGUCUUGUGUGUCUAACUUCACUUUCAAGUGAGAAUUCAGUUUGACUUCUGAAGUCUGUAGGGGUGUUUCUUGCUCUGAGAUUGUAACUGGGCAACAGUGAUUUAUAGAAAAAUCUAGGUUUAAUGUGGGACUAAAAAAGAGUGAGUAGGAAUGAGAAAUUUGGAAAKAUAACACUAAACAAAAAAAGAAAAAAGUUCCAGUUUAGACCUGAGUGCUAAGAAAAUGUGAUCAUUCAGAUGGAACCAAAGUGUAGGCUUUUCAGCAGCAAAACUAAAAAAAWUAUUUAUGGUAGCUUAAAUACGUAACAUGCUUUCUGUCGAGUUCUUCUUUUWCAGUGAUUUACCUCCCAGGCUGGCAUCCCAGUGUUUCACGGAAAAUGAGUUUGAAGGUGUUACUUCUGGUUCCCAAUGGAACCAGUUCAAUCCAGCAAGUUUUGUUACCUUUCUGCACCCCAUCCACAAUGUUGGGGAAGUCUAUUCAAGACUGCUGGAUCACAGACCAGUAAUUCAGGGAGAAAUACGUUACUUUGUUAAAGAAUUUGAAGAAAAACGUGGCCUCCGAGAACUGCGAGUACUUGAAAAUCUAAAGAACACAAUCUUUGAAACGAAUGAACGCAUUCUUCCRAAGUGUGAGCAGGCAAUGCAAGACAAUUUGAGUGAAACCUUCAAGAGAUUGCAAGCUGCCAACGCUAUGAUCCAUAGACUCCAAGAGAGGGAGUAUGAARCAAGAAAGCUUCAGGCAGACAAGGUGACGGCUCGUGAAGAGAAGUGCAUYGCCCACUGGGAGGAGUUCAUGAAAGAACAGCAGAACAAACGUGCAGAAGUGGACGAAGAGCACAGAAAAGCCAUAGAGCGCCUCAAAGAGCAGUAUUCUGAGAUGGAGAAGGAGCUGGCCAAAUCUGUUUCUUUUUAAGAGCUUUUUUAAUAAUGCUGGAUUUGUGCCAUGCUCAGUUGCUUCUGACUUAAGUUGAAGUUCUUUUGGAAAGCUGAAACUGAUAGCAAAAAGGAGAAUUUCCUCCACAGGYUUGGUAUGGGAAGAAAAGGUUUGCAUAUUUUCAACUUAAGUGCCUAUCUAUGCUUGUUUGGUUCAGGGCAGGUGGAAUGCCAGUAUUUCUUUGUUUGUUGGAAGGUGGAAAUGAAAAUUCUGUGACUGCAUCAGCUCAGGGAGUUGCAAACUGGAGCUCUUUCCCAUUGGCAGAGUAUCAUAUCAUUUGGGAAAACAGAGACUAAUGUAGUGCUAACUAUCCCAGUGUGCAGCCACAGCCCUUUCCCCAAAAGGAGGUUAGCAGGUUCCAGCCAUAGUUAGCUGAGAAUUCACUGGGAAAAGUAUAUUAUGCUUGAAAAUUUCAAGAAAAUAAAACUUGUCUUGAGGAAUAUUUUACUUUGAAGUCUUACUGGUGAAAGAUCUCAACAGUUUUAAACCAAAUUUUAAUUAAACUUUUGGGUUGUAUGUUCAGUAUUAUGAAGUAGAGUUACAAUCUGAAUGGGUUUUUGUUAACAUAAAAAUGGUAAAGUAGGUUUGGUCAACAAUUCCUACAUUUUUUUCUCCUUGUAAAUUUCUCAGGACUCUCUUUUUAAGCUUUAUUGUUUUAAGCAAAGCCAAAACAAGCUAAAAAGUAAUCACRAGAAGCAUAUCAGUCUUUGUAUUAGCUUUGUAGCUAGUACAAUUUCACCUUAAAUAUUUGGCAUGCGGUUGGUUUACUUAGGAUAAGCCUGUCAGAACUCCAUGAAGCAAUUGAGGUAAGAUUCUURUUUCCUUAUCAGCAUAACAAAUGAGCAGAUUAGUGGUAAAAUGCCUGUAGUACUGAUCUGCUUUCUUACUAACUUACUCUUAGAGUUUAUGUGAAACUCCUGCACUGCUCUAUGUUAUUCCAAACUUGCAGUUACCAGCAGCGUAACUGAAGAAGUUAACUUAAUCAGUUCAUUAACCAAGGAAAGUGAGACGUGGUACCUUAAUGAAAUUUGCUGCAAGCUAACCGUUAGUGCAGGAAAUAUCUUUCCAUAAUUUAGCUGGUGUCYGAUGUGGAAUGGAAACAGGUAAAAAUAAACAGAAUUUACUCUUUACCUGUAUUGCAGCAGUAAUAUACCAACAAAGGUUGCUUGUGUAGGUUUAUGGCUUGGUUUCAAAGCUCCAUUCCUGGCAGCAUGUUGAUAGUGUGAUUAAGGUUAGUAGAGGAGAUGGAAUAAGUAUUUGAGAUUUCUUUCAAUAACACUGAAUUCCUGCCAAGCUGCUCUGCCUGCUACUGUAGACCCAACAGCUUCAUCAAUCAUCACCAUGUAUCUGGACUGAAAAGAGGACUUGCCAACCUGGGGCAUGCUGGAAUGUUGUUAAUUCUCUGUUCUGAAUGGAAAAAAACAUAGAUGUCUCAAAAAUAUCCCACACAUGAAAAAUAGGAAAGUCUCUUUUAAAACAACUCCUAUCUGGAUAGAGGGUGAAUUCUGUAAGACUUCUCAGCUUAUGUACCCAUGAUGAAUGUUGUAACUAAGCUCAGACUUUUCAUUUCAGAAGAAGUUAGUUCUUGCCUGUCUUUAGAACUGGGUAUGUAAUAGUUUUGUUUGGAGCACAGAUUGGAAGUGGCUCCUCUCUUACCAGAUUACUUGAUGCAUAUGUGCUCAAAGCCCAAAUAUCUUUGUAACAAAAUGCAUUUAACUGCAUACAGAAUUAAUUUUUAUUUUUGCACUGACAAUUUUUAUUAAGAUUUAGAUAUCUAAUUAACUGUGCACUGGAGCUGUAGAUUUUAGUGUUUCAUCAAUUUGAGGGCUCAUAAGCAAUGAUGCAAGUGUUACAAGUUGGAUAGUCACUGGAAAAUAAAGUGGUAUUUCCAAAACCUGGRA